Messenger RNA from Aspergillus versicolor CBS 583.65, 672 nucleotides. Its product is annotated as Zn(II)2Cys6 transcription factor domain-containing protein. Gene Ontology annotation, molecular function: zinc ion binding; DNA-binding transcription factor activity, RNA polymerase II-specific. The coding region runs from base 1 to 672 and encodes 223 amino acids. The record is from RefSeq and is a predicted model, not a curated record. Lineage: Eukaryota; Fungi; Ascomycota; Eurotiomycetes; Eurotiales; Aspergillaceae. The transcript has 4 exons. Gene Ontology annotation, biological process: regulation of DNA-templated transcription.
AUGUCCUGGCCGACAACAGGAGAUACUCAAAACAGCCCCAUCCCCAACGCAGUGGAAUGGCCUACAAUCCAGGCGAAGAGGAUACGAUGUACUGGUCAAAAGCCCGCAGUUUGUCAGGACUGCCGUAAGAACGGGUUGAAAUGUCGAUAUAGCGAUGGAAAAAGGGAACGAAACAGAAAGCAGCUUCAAUCUCUUGAAAGCGAGUGUGCGAAAUAUAAAACGGCAAUUCUCCAGCUGAACAAGCAGCUGGGCGUUAGCUCACCCUGCGGCGAGGGUCCCGAUGGAGAUACCGACGAGAAGCUUCACGCUACUAUGGAGGACGUAGUGGAAGAACCCCCCGAGGAACUGCAAUCCAUGAGGAUGGUCCGAAAGCAGGAGCAGCAAGAUAGGGGAACCAUACGACUAUUCGCUGCAAGUAGCUCCCAGCCACAGCCGGAGACCUCUUUAAAGAGUAGUCCUUAUAUCCAGCCAGAUACGCCUUUGACUCCAUAUUCUCCGAACCUGCCAUUGAACCCUCAAAACUUUCAACUGCGGGACGUCACUCGAUGCCCAAUCCAGCCGAUGGGUGUCAGGAACUUGAUGGGAACAGAACCUUUCUCUUGCGGUAGUGGAUAUUACGCCCCCAAUCCUAAUCUCGUCUUUACUGGUUUCAUCGAAGGAUUUAACGCUUAG